GCGAGCGGCCUGCGCAUGCGCGGGCAGGGCCCGGUCCGCCGGCGCCUCGGCCGCCCUCGGGGUUCCGUGGCGGCGCGGCCAAGGUUCCGGCCUUCUCUUCUCCUCUCCUCUCCUCUCCCCGCACCGCGGGGCUUCGCGGGGGAAUUUUAGUGGAAGCCGCGGCCUGUCAGGAUGAGUUUUCUGCUGCCCAAGCUGACCUGUAAGAGGGAGGUGGAUCAGGCAAUAAAAAGCGUGGCUGAGAAGGUUUUGGUCCUCCGGUUUGGAAGAGAUAACGAUGCUGUUUGUCUGCAGCUCGAUGAUAUUCUUGCAAAGACAGCUCAUGACCUAAGUAAAAUGGCAGUCAUUUAUCUGGUGGAUGUAGACAAGGUUCCAGUGUACACCCAGUAUUUUGACAUCAGUUAUAUUCCAUCUACUGUAUUUUUCUUCAAUGGACAACACAUGAAGGUUGAUUAUGGGUCUCCAGACCAUACCAAAUUUGUAGGAAGCUUCAAAACAAAGCAAGACUUUAUAGAUCUGGUUGAGGUGAUUUACCGUGGAGCAAUGCGUGGAAAGCUCAUUGUGAGAAGUCCUAUUGAUCCCAGAAACAUUCCUAAAUAUGACCUUCUCUACCAAGGAAUUUAAUGGGAUGACUCGAGACAAAGAAUUACAGAAAUGACCGAUGUUGUGGAUCCCUUUUAUUCUUCAAGCAGUUUUAGCCACCUCUGACACCAUGGAAGAGUUUGAGCAUUAAUGUUGAAGGAUCAUAUUGGUCUCCUUCUGAAGACAGAUAUUCUGUCACCUCAUACUUCUCUGGUAAACAGCUGCAUAUUCAUGCACAGAAUUCACACAAGCAACUGUUCUUUGGGUUGCACACUGACCAGUUCCUACAAAAGAGGCAGGUUGUAUGCAUCCUCAGUGAUGGUGUCUCUAGUGCAACUUAUUUUGACUAAAGCACCAUAUAUUCUAUGAAUUAUCUAUUUAGUACCAUUUUCAUUCAGAUGUAACAGCAGUAAACCAGUCUUUAUUUAAAAAGCUAUGCUUGCUCUCAAGAGCAUUGAACUGACACUGCCUUUCCAGUGGAAUCUUACACUUUUACCCAUUGCUGGAUAACAGGACAGAAGCUUUUUCAAGCAGUAUUAGAGAUGACUGAAAUGAAUAUAAACAUUAAAGGGAAGCUGACAGUCUCUUUUCUCUGGUACCCAGUAUUACUGUUCAACAUUUUUUUUUGACUGAGAUGGGAACUGAAGGCAUAGGACAAGGUUUUGUCAUCCUUCAAAGCUCUUUUGCAGCCACUGAGCACUUGUGAUUUCCACAGGAUUAAACUGGAAAUUCAGAAUAACCAUUUUGUUUACAUUCCCUUUAAAGAUUAUUUUACCUGCCUGUGUAAAUUGUACACCUCGAAUAUGGACAUUUAAAAGCUGUCUCUAGUUCCUGCCUCUGUCUGAAAUUAAACAGCUGAGAUAAA
This is a messenger RNA of Calidris pugnax (ruff), 1444 nucleotides long. RefSeq names its product thioredoxin like 4B (gene TXNL4B). Gene Ontology annotation, cellular component: spliceosomal complex; U5 snRNP; U4/U6 x U5 tri-snRNP complex. Bases 172 to 621 code for a protein of 149 amino acids. Gene Ontology annotation, biological process: mRNA splicing, via spliceosome. The transcript is spliced from 4 exons. The record is from RefSeq and is a predicted model, not a curated record. NCBI's taxonomy places the organism in Eukaryota, Metazoa, Chordata, Aves, Charadriiformes, Scolopacidae.